AUGUCCGCCUUCGCCCCCUCCUCGAAGCGGUCGCUUCUCUAUACGUCCCUAUUAUCGACGGCCCUCAUCGCUGUAAAGCCUGUUCUUGCUCAAGACAGCACGGACAAAACCACGGCAUCUGGGGACGACAAACAGACCUCAGCCCAGCAAACCUCCAAUCAGCAAACCUCGCAAGCUGCCACGACGUCGGAGGCUAAGCCCAGCACGACGGACAAGGCAUCCACUACGAGCGAGGAGAAAACCACAAGCACCUCGGAGGAGAAAAGCUCGACGACGUCAUCAUCUUCUUCAAAGACCUCGACAACGACCUCGAAGGAAACUUCAACCUCGACUUCUGAUUCAGGCAAUAUCCGCAUCACAGCGUCGCUGACGGGAAAGUACGGUGUUCCAACAUAUGCUCCCGCAGCCGUUCCUCCGACAGUCAAUGCCCCAUUCAUGCAGCAUUCUCGCGCGCCGGAAGGAACCGUUUUCAUCGCCGUAGGAGCUAUCCUGGGCGCCUUUUUCUUGGCCAUUCUCCUCUGGCGUGUCAUUGUUGGUCUUUUGCUUCACCGAUCAGUCGAACGUGCUGCGAAGGCUCAGCACGACACCAACGCCAAGGCCGGCUUCCCUGCGCCGCCUGCACCCUUCUACAAGUACACUGAUCAGAACUCAACUAUGUCUCUUUCACAGCCUGGUCGCAACCCUCGAAGGACGACGCGUGGAACAGUUCCAUCCAUGACCAAUGCCAGUGCCUCGAACCUCUUCUUCUCUCCCACCGCAGCUAAUUCGACAACCCCUGGAAACCGGGCAUCUACCUAUCUUCCCUCUGGCUUUUACGCCGCCGGAGCGGGAUCCAAUAACCAGACGCAACGACACUCCACCAGCAUGACAAACCUUCGACCAGAUUCAAGGGGUCAUGGCGGCUCCCGCAACACAUUUCAAGGCACUCCUCCCGAUUCCCCUCAAGUGGUAGGCACAGCUAGGCGGGAUUUGAGCGCUACUUCGCUCAACCUCAACCGCCCACACAGCCAGCGCGCCCCUAGUGCCUAUCUGGACGAUUUGCUUGCCGAUGACCCGAACGCCUUCCCUCCUUCUCAGAUGCCUUCCACGACAUCGAGACAUUCUGCGCAUCUUGGGGGUCAGCAGUACCGUUGA
Molecule: messenger RNA, 1134 nt
Organism: Clonostachys byssicola
Lineage: Eukaryota; Fungi; Ascomycota; Sordariomycetes; Hypocreales; Bionectriaceae
Source: the annotation of a GenBank genome assembly